AUGACCGCCAGGACGCGCGAGGACGAACGCGCGCGACUGCUGGACGACGUCGACGUCGAGGGCGACGGCGCGCGCGGCGUCGACGUCGAGCGAGAACACGGCGCGACGCCGGUGACGACGAGACGCAUCGUCAUCGCCUCGCUCGGUCUCGCGGCGUGCGCGCUCGCGGCGAUCGCGAGCGGAUCCAUCGCGGGCGUCGAUCGAUCGUCCGUGCUCGCGCGAACGAGCCUCGGUGAGUACGAGUUCAAACGGAACGGACCGGAGGGACAUAAGUUUUCGUGCGAGCCCGCCGUCGCGAAUGAGUUCCCGAACGCGCUUCAGGGCGACGACGGGAUGAACGUGUGGCGAGGAAGCGAGCAUAAGAUCACGCCCGGUGAUUGCUCUUGGUUUAAGACGUUGAAAUCGGAAGCGAGGAAACGGGCGAAGAAGUCUUCGUCGUGCGUGCCGGAUAACACCCUCGCCGUGGCGUUUGUGGACGAUCGCAACUACGAGCUCGCCAAGAUUUCAACGAUGAACGUAAACGGCACGAAAUGUUUCAUGGAUAGAUAUUUGUUGAUCACGGCCGACACAGAGACGCAGAAGAAGUGCGAGGAAGAGAACCGAUUUAGUUGUAUCAUGUACCGGGACGGGCACGUGUUCGAUCGGCUGCCAAAGCACGACCGUUACGUUGUGCUGACAUGGAUGAAGCAGAAAAUGACGUUGGGCUUGCUCUCGGCUGGCGUUGACUUUUUCUUCCACGAUACGGAUGUGAUCUUUUUCAAGGUACCGGAUUUCUCAGCGAUUCUUCGAUCAAAUCAGGAAGCAACCGUUUUCUAUCAAAUGGAUAGAUACAAAUACGUCGACGCCUACAACGGAAAACCAUCACAGGAAAACCAUCACGGAAAACCAUCACCGUCUCCUGAGGAUGUAUCUAACUUAAAUUCAGGGCAGAUGUUCUGGCGCGCUACGCCGGCGACGCUCAAAGCACAAGCUCUCAGUCUCAACAUGGGCCCGGGGGGCAUGGAGCAAGGCGUGCUGCACGGCGCCCUCCGAAAGAUGGCGCGCAACGGUGAAAUUACCGCGCAGGCUUUGGACGCAAAGAAAUUUGGCACCGGCUGCGCCAAUCCUGAUCCGUUCGAUUUUGCGCAGCCGGUGGUGGUGAAGCACCUUCCCGAGUUCGUCACGCUUCACGCCACUUGCGGCUUGGGCAAAGGUGGCGGCAUGCUCCUGAUGAACGCUCGCCUGAAGUGCUACCUCAAGUAUCACGACGCGAAAGCGUGCGUACAGGUCAAGAGCCCGAAAGACUGGGAAAAGCUUCAAAAAGAACGCGGUGCGCCUCUCGGUCUGAGCGAGGAAGUGCGCGAGUACGAAGCCACGGCGCUCACCAUGUUGAGCCUCUUGGCUCGCCACGCGUGCGCCUCCGCCGCCGAGUCUCGCGAACAACUCGAAAUGUGCGCCAACAAGGUCGUGCUCCGCGCGGUGUGA
Messenger RNA from Ostreococcus tauri, 1464 nucleotides. Its product is annotated as Nucleotide-diphospho-sugar transferase. Lineage: Eukaryota; Viridiplantae; Chlorophyta; Mamiellophyceae; Mamiellales; Bathycoccaceae. Bases 1 to 1464 code for a protein of 487 amino acids. Gene Ontology annotation, molecular function: glycosyltransferase activity. The transcript has a single exon. Gene Ontology annotation, cellular component: Golgi apparatus. The record is from RefSeq and is a predicted model, not a curated record.